UUCAACCAACGCCUCUCUCUUCUUCAAAGAGGGAAAGAGGCGACUACUUAAACUUCCCAAAUCCGCCAUUGGAAUCCAUUAUUAGUACCACUUCCUUCUUCAGGAAGGUGGAAUUAGACCUAGAAGGAUCAUUCAUCUCUCACUAUCUGCAAACUUCGUUGAAUUAGAAUUAGUAAGUGAGAGAGAGGAAGCGAUGGGCCAGGGACUUAGCUGUGCAGUUGGCCAAGAACAACAUGGACUCUUCACUGCGGUUCAGUUUGGAGACUUGGAGGCUCUGCGGAUUCUUCUGGAAAGAGAUGCGGAUCUCAUCCAUCAGACUACUGUCUACGAUCGCCACUCCGCUCUUCAUAUAGCUGCUGCCAAUGGCCAGAUCGAGAUUGUCACCAUGCUUCUUGAGAGAUCUGUCAAUCCCGAUUUGUUGAAUCGCCAAAAGCAGACUCCAUUGAUGCUGGCUGCAAUGAACGGGAAGAUAUCUUGUGCCGAAAAGCUUAUUGAAGCUGGAGCUAAUAUUUUGAUGUUUGACUCGAUUAAUAGAAGGACAUGCCUACACUAUGCUGCUUACUAUGGUCAUUCUAAUUGUCUUCAAGUCAUUCUUUCUGCCGCUAGUACAUCCGACGUUGCUGUAUCGUGGGGAUAUGCCAGAUUCGUGAAUAUCCGAGACGGUAAAGGAGCAACUCCGUUACAUUUGGCUGCAAGACUAAGACGGCCUGAAUGUGUUCAUAUUCUUCUUGAUAAUGGUGCUUUGGUGUGCGCUUCAACUAGCGGAUAUGGUUCUCCAGGGAGCACUCCUCUUCAUCUGGCAGCAAGAGGAGGAUCAAUAGAUUGCAUCCGUGAUUUGUUGGCAUGGGGUGCUGAUCGCCUUCAGAUAGACGCAUCUGGGAGAAUUCCUUAUUCGGUUGCUUUAAAGCAUGGGCAUGGUGCUUGUGCAGCUCUUCUAAAUCCUUCAUCAGCAGAGCCUAUUGUAUGGCCGUCUCCAUUAAAGUUUAUAAGCGAACUUAAUGCAGAGACAAAGGCUCUGCUAGAACAGGCUUUAAUGGAGGCAAACAAAGAGAGGGAGAAGAGUAUUUUGAAGCAAACGGAUUACCUACUUCCAUCUCCAUCACAUUCAGAUGAGGCAACCGAGGACAAUGUUUCCGAGGCGAGUGAUAGUGAAAUAUGCUGCAUAUGUUUUGAACAAGUGUGCACAAUUGAAGUCCAAGAUUGUGGGCACCAGAUGUGUGCCCAAUGCACAUUAGCAUUAUGCUGCCACAACAAGCCCAACCCCACAACCGCUUCCCUUACAGCCCCAGUUUGUCCGUUCUGCAGAAGCAGCAUAGCUCGGUUAUCUGUUGCCAAGGUCAAAACUGGAACAGAAGUCGAUAUUGAUGCUGCUGCCUCUUCAAAGCUAAGACGGGUGAGGAAAUCCAAGAACCCGAGUGAGGGUAGCAGCAGUUUUAAGGGGUUGUCAGCAGCCAUUGGUUCGUUUGGUAGAUUGGGUCGUGGGUCAGGAAGGAUUUCGGCCACGGAAAAUGAAUGGGGCGAUAAGGCUUCAAUCCAUUAGAUGGACUGUGUGUGUGUGAGUAUAGAUAGUAGUAUUGUAGAUUGGUUUGGGGGGAAUAAGGAUGAAUUUAGGAAUUUCAGGUUUAGGUUAAUAUCAGUUGUUAGUAGAAAUUCAAUAUUCAUGAAUCUUGAAUGUCUUUAUCUUGUUUGUCUGUCUUUUUUGUCUCCAUCUUCCUAUGUCAAAGAAAGUAGACCAAGAAGUGGGAAAGUGUUGAAAUUGUAUUAUAAUUUGAUACUUAUGAAUAAAUGUGAGCAUUAAGUCAUCAAGGAAGUUUUAAUUUC
Impatiens glandulifera is the source of this 1821-nucleotide messenger RNA. Its product is annotated as putative E3 ubiquitin-protein ligase XBAT31. Bases 194 to 1540 code for a protein of 448 amino acids. Lineage: Eukaryota; Viridiplantae; Streptophyta; Magnoliopsida; Ericales; Balsaminaceae. The record is from RefSeq and is a predicted model, not a curated record. The transcript is spliced from 8 exons. Gene Ontology annotation, molecular function: protein binding.